Molecule: messenger RNA, 159 nt
Organism: Mirounga angustirostris (Northern elephant seal)
Lineage: Eukaryota; Metazoa; Chordata; Mammalia; Carnivora; Phocidae
Product: small ribosomal subunit protein eS27-like
Exons: 1
Coding region: 1-159 (52 amino acids)
Biological process (GO): translation; ribosomal small subunit assembly
Cellular component (GO): ribosome; cytosolic small ribosomal subunit
Molecular function (GO): RNA binding; structural constituent of ribosome
Source: RefSeq, a predicted model, not a curated record
AUGGAUGUGAAGUGUCCAGGAUGCUACAAAAUCACCACCAUCUUUAGCCAUGCACAAACAGUAGUUUUGUGUGUUGGCUUCUCCACUGUCCUUUGCCAGUGUAUAGGAGGAAAAGCAAGGCUUACAGAAGGAUGCUCCUUCAGAUGGAAGCAAAACUAA